AUGCCAACCCCGAACAUCUCCACCUCUGCAGCCAAAGGCUUCCGCAGGGCGGUGUCGGAGCUGGACUCCAAGCAAGCCGAGGCCAUCAUGUCUCCACGGUUCAUUGGAAGACGUCAAAGCCUCAUUGAAGAUGCCAGGAAGGAAAGAGAGGCUGCGGCUGCAGCCACUGAUGCUGCAGAGUCUACAGAGACCAUUGUAUUCGAGGAGAAGGAUGGCAGAGCCAUGCUGAACCUCUUCUUCAUGCUCAAGGGAUCCAAGACUUCACCACUCUCCCGUGUCCUCAAGGUGUUUGAGACAUUUGAAGCUAAAAUUCAACACCUAGAGACCAGGCUUAGCCGAAAGCCCCGUGAAGGGACCGCUGAACUGGAAUACUUUGUGCGCUGUGAAGUCCACAGCUCUGACCUCAAUACUUUCAUUAGCUCCAUCAAGAGGGUGGCAGAAGAUGUGAGGACCACUAAGGAGGACAAAUUUCACUGGUUUCCCAGAAAAAUCUGUGAAUUGGACAAGUGCCACCAUUUGGUCACCAAAUUUGACCCUGACUUGGAUCUGGAUCACCCGGGCUACUCUGAUCAAGUGUAUCGCCAGAGAAGGAAAUCGAUAGCAGAGAUUGCUUUUCACUAUAAGCAUGGUGACCCGAUCCCUCAUGUGGAGUACACGGCGGAGGAGACAGCUACCUGGAAGGAGGUGUACAGCACCCUGAAGAGCUUGUACCCCACCCAUGCCUGCAAGGAGUACCUUGAAGCUUUCAGUCUACUGGAGAAAUUCUGUGGCUACAAUGAGAACAAUAUUCCUCAGCUGGAGGAAGUUUCCCGCUUCCUGAAAGAGAGGACUGGAUUCCAGCUCCGGCCAGUGGCUGGCCUGUUGUCAGCCCGGGACUUCCUGGCCAGCCUGGCCUUCCGCGUCUUCCAGUGCACGCAGUACAUCCGCCACGCGUCCUCACCCAUGCACUCCCCCGAGCCGGAUUGCUGUCACGAGCUGCUGGGCCAUGUCCCGAUGCUGGCUGAUAAGACAUUUGCCCAGUUCUCUCAGGACAUUGGGCUGGCAUCUCUGGGAGCAACCGAUGAAGAAAUUGAGAAACUAGCAACGCUUUACUGGUUUACAGUGGAGUUUGGGCUCUGCAGACAGAAUGGAAUAGUCAAAGCCUACGGAGCUGGGCUCCUCUCUUCCUACGGGGAGCUCAUACACUCCUUGUCAGAUGAACCAGAGGUGCGGGAUUUCGACCCUGAUGCUGCAGCUGUUCAGCCCUACCAGGACCAGAACUACCAGCCUGUUUAUUUUGUGUCUGAAAGCUUCAGUGAUGCCAAAAAUAAAUUGAGGAGCUACGCGGCGCACAUCAAGCGGCCCUUCUCGGUGAAAUACGAACCCUACACCCACAGCAUCGAGCUCCUGGACAGCCCCCAGACGAUCUGCCACUCCCUGGAGAGCGUAAGGGAUGAGCUUCACUCGCUGGUUAACGCGCUCAAUGUUAUCAGUUAA
Cinclus cinclus is the source of this 1476-nucleotide messenger RNA. It is a transcript of the gene TH, whose product is annotated as tyrosine hydroxylase. The record is from RefSeq and is a predicted model, not a curated record. The transcript is spliced from 13 exons. Bases 1 to 1476 code for a protein of 491 amino acids. Gene Ontology annotation, cellular component: perikaryon; axon; cytoplasm. Gene Ontology annotation, molecular function: tyrosine 3-monooxygenase activity; iron ion binding. NCBI's taxonomy places the organism in Eukaryota, Metazoa, Chordata, Aves, Passeriformes, Cinclidae. Gene Ontology annotation, biological process: dopamine biosynthetic process from tyrosine.